AUGAAUGUUGUCCUCCACCGUCUAGAGAUUCAAAGUUUGAACUUGACGUUCCUAGUCCGCAACGGGGAAAAUCCUAGUGCUGUUAUCCUAAGAAGCGAGAUCGUAUCGAAACGUUGGUCGGACGAAAAGAGUCCACUUACGGCCACGGACAACGAAGAGAAUUCAAUGGAAGCGAGCCAUUAUACGGAUGAAGGUUACACGAAUGUGAACUGUCUGCAGAAGCAAUUAUUCGAGGUACAGGCUGUGGUCAGAGCCGAGCAAAAAAUCUUUCGACUUGAUACCCAGAGACUAACGCACGAUAAUUAUAUGCUCAUCGCAAUACUUCAGUCGGAAUAUAUCAAGAAGCCCCAUACUAGCUCCGGCAACUUUUGGAUGGAUGAUGUGCUGACCCCAAAGCAGAAGAUCGAGCUGAAGCGGAGGUCUACCAAAUAUGACCCGUCUGAAACCUACUGGAGGAUUGUCUGUAUCAACAUGGCCCUCCAUCUUGCCAAGAGGAAGGAGGCUCCCGUUGACCCAGUGAUGCGGCCAAGCGACCUAUAA
Molecule: messenger RNA, 540 nt
Organism: Aspergillus neoniger CBS 115656
Lineage: Eukaryota; Fungi; Ascomycota; Eurotiomycetes; Eurotiales; Aspergillaceae
Exons: 2
Coding region: 1-540 (179 amino acids)
Source: RefSeq, a predicted model, not a curated record